UGGCAACGCUGGGGAUGACGCAGCCAACGUCAAAACGAAAAUAAUUUUUUAUAAGAAAGAAGGAUAAAAGAAGAAUUAAUAAAGUAAAUUUUUGCCUGAUAUUGUUUUAUUUUUAAGCGUGUAUUAAACAAAGUGGAGCUGCAAUGAGUUUCUUUGGCAAAGUGUUUGGUGGAAAGAAAGAAGUGGCUCCUACCACAGGUGAAGCCAUACAGAAACUUCGUGAGACAGAAAAUAUGCUCAUCAAGAAGCAGGAGUUUCUGGAAUCAAAAAUAGAGGAAGAGCUGAACAUUGCCAGGAAAAAUGCUUCGAAAAACAAACGAGUUGCUUUACAGGCGCUUAAGAAGAAGAAGCGUUUGGAGAAGCAACUGCAGCAAAUUGAUGGAACGUUGUCCACGAUUGAAAUGCAGCGCGAAGCAUUGGAAAGCGCCAACACGAACACAGCUGUUUUGACGACUAUGAAAAAUGCUGCUGACGCGCUUAAAGCGGCACAUAAAAAUAUGGAUGUGGAUAAUGUGCAUGAUAUGAUGGAUGAUAUUGCUGAGCAACAAGAUGUGGCGCGUGAAAUUUCUGACGCUAUUUCAAACCCAGUUGCCUUUGGUGCUGAUCUGGACGAUGAAGACCUAGAACGUGAAUUAGAUGAAUUAGAACAAGAAGAGUUUGAUAAAAAAGUUAUCGGCAUACCAGAACCAAACGUUACAUUACCCGAAGUACCGGCGGAUGAGAUGCCAGAGAAAGUUCCAGAGAAAAAGAAAGCUGCUGCCUCUGCUUCAACUUCGGCCGUAGAUGAUGAAAAUGAUCCAGAUAUGAAACAAUUACUUUCUUGGGCUAACUAAAACAUUUGUUAAUCUCAACCGUACAUUUGUGGACAUGUGACUGAGUAUUACGAACAGU
Rhagoletis pomonella (apple maggot) is the source of this 891-nucleotide messenger RNA. RefSeq names its product charged multivesicular body protein 4b (gene shrb). The transcript has 5 exons. Gene Ontology annotation, biological process: late endosome to vacuole transport via multivesicular body sorting pathway; vesicle budding from membrane. Bases 144 to 833 code for a protein of 229 amino acids. The record is from RefSeq and is a predicted model, not a curated record. Lineage: Eukaryota; Metazoa; Arthropoda; Insecta; Diptera; Tephritidae. Gene Ontology annotation, cellular component: ESCRT III complex; cytoplasmic side of plasma membrane; multivesicular body.